This is a messenger RNA of Pediculus humanus corporis (human body louse), 1194 nucleotides long. RefSeq names its product erythroblast macrophage protein emp, putative. The coding region runs from base 1 to 1194 and encodes 397 amino acids. Gene Ontology annotation, biological process: proteasome-mediated ubiquitin-dependent protein catabolic process. Gene Ontology annotation, cellular component: cytoplasm; nucleus; GID complex. Gene Ontology annotation, molecular function: protein binding; ubiquitin protein ligase activity. NCBI's taxonomy places the organism in Eukaryota, Metazoa, Arthropoda, Insecta, Psocodea, Pediculidae. The transcript has 6 exons. The record is from RefSeq and is a predicted model, not a curated record.
AUGGCCGACGUCAAAUCUCUAGAACACCCGACAUUAAAGGUUCCAUACGAAUUAUUAAACAAAAAAUUCAGAGCUGCACAAAAAACAUUAGAUCGUGAAGUAUUUCACGUUCAAGCAGCCGCUUUAGACUUGGAAAAAGGUUUACAAAAUGAAUCAGUUGGAGCUGGAGAAAUUUCUAGAUUGUUAGGGGGAAUGGUGGAACGUUUACAGGUUUUUAAAAGAAAGGCUGAAGAAAGCAUUUCUGAAGAAUUACAGGCAGGGUAUGUUUGUAAAAGAAGACUUGAACAUUUGAAAGAAGCAGUUGGAGAAACAAAUUCUGCUACAGUUGCUCAAUGGCGACGUGCUCGUCUUGACAGGAUGCUAGUAGAAUAUUUUUUGAGACAAGGAUAUUAUGGUAGUGCUACAUGUCUUGCACAUGCAUCACAAUUAAGAGAUCUUACAAAUAUAGAUGUUUUCUUAGUAUCUAGAGAAGUUGAAAAUUCAUUAGCUGAACAUGAAACAUCUAAAUGCCUUGCCUGGUGCUAUGACAAUAAAUCAAAACUGAGAAAAUUAAAAUCUUCCAUGGAAUUCAACAUAAGAAUACAAGAAUUUGUCGAAUUAAUUAGGUCCGAUCGUAGAAUAGAUGCUGUUAAACAUGCAAGAAAACAUUUGUCAACAUGUGAAAAAGAACAGCUUCCAUCUGUUCAACAUGCUAUGGCUUUGCUGGCAUUGCCAUUGACAACACAAUUAAGUCCUUACAAAGAACUUUUAUCACCCGAUCGUUGGGAUAGAUUAAUAGAACAAUUUCGACAAGAAAAUUACAGAUUGUUUCAAUUGUCUCCACAAAGCACAUUUACAGUGACGCUUCAAGCUGGAUUAUCUGCUCUCAAAACUCCAUAUCCUUUUAUUCAAUUUUAUUUUACUUUCCUCGGCGCCAAAGAAUUUCGUAAUGCAAGUUGUCCAGUUUGUCAAGAUAAUUUGAAUCAGUUAGCUGCUAAUUUGCCAUUUGCCAAUUGUAGUCAAAGUCGUUUAAUAUGUGCCAUUUCUGGUAAGCCUUUAAAUGAACACAACACGCCGAUGGCAUUACCAAACGGUUACGUUUACGGAGACGAGGCCCUAUCACAAAUGGCGGCCGAAAAUAACGGUCAAGUUAUUUGUCCGAAAACAAAAGAAUCUUAUCCGUAUAAAAAAUUAGAAAAAGUAUACGUCAUGUAA